This is a messenger RNA of Lobosporangium transversale, 1662 nucleotides long. RefSeq lists its product as hypothetical. The record is from RefSeq and is a predicted model, not a curated record. The coding region runs from base 1 to 1662 and encodes 553 amino acids. Lineage: Eukaryota; Fungi; Mortierellomycota; Mortierellomycetes; Mortierellales; Mortierellaceae. The transcript has a single exon.
AUGAAUGCCGAGAUAGACCUGAAUCUUCCUCCACUCUAUGAUGAUCAUGAGCUGGACCCAGUCUGCGUAUAUGAACAUGAACUACCUCCCGGUGUCGUCCUACCGGUGCAGCCUAUUCUUGUUCACUCCACACCAGAUAGCGAUCAUAUCAUAGCUCUUGAGACAGAAGUCGAAUCUAGAUUGGAGUCCAACCACAGCACAGCACUUUCUACUCCUAUUACUGGAGAUGAUAGUCCUAUUGCGGUCGAACAGUCACCGCAUUCUAACAACCAGGAAGAUCAAGAAGAAGGAAGAACAGGGGGGGAAGUCAAUUCUGAAACUUUAACAAAUCAAAUUUCAGGUCUGUCGAGCCCGCCAACCCCGGCAGCCCUCGAAUCUCCAAUGACGUCGCCUUCAUCAAUACCACUCGCCUCUCAUAGACUGAUCGACCAAACUAUGCUGAACUUGGCUCGAUUGCCUUCUCCACCUUCAUAUGAUGUUCCAAACCGAGUUAUUGAUCGCUCGCCACUUGGGAAUCCCGCUCGUCAUCACCAUCACCAUCAUUCUUAUUCUACCUCGGAUGUUCAUCAUUUUACAAUAUCGCCUAACAUCGCACCACAUAAUGGAACACAGCAGGAGGAUUAUUUUGGGCAUGUACGGAUGAGAGCCCAUACAAUCUCACACCCAGAGCCGGCUCAUCUGCCUGAAUUCAACCUACCAGCAGCGGUAACGACAACUACUCAACCGAGACAUCACCACCACGAAGAAGAUCUACCUGUUACACCACGAUAUUCAUUUGAGUUUCCUUCUCAUGUCCCCCACCAUAUCCAUAUCGAAGAACAUCAGCGAGCUAGAGCACAAUAUGCAAUGUGGGCUACCACAAAUACACCUUUAUCUUCAUCUUCGUCGUUACCAGUAGCUUCGCCUAAUGUUAUUCAUGAUGAUACAGGACUAAUACCACCACAUAUACCUCAAAUGCAUGGUCGUUCCUAUUCCCAGCCCUAUAACAACUACCAUUCGACUCAGAUUGAGUCGUCGUCGUCACCGUUCCGAAGUUCUUUAAACUCCACUCAUGGAGAGAGUAUUAAUGUUUCCCCUAUUAGACUGCGGGAACAAGGACAGACGCAGGGGCGCCUUGGAGUCAGAGCCAGAGCCAGAGCUUCAACCAUUGGUGAAUCAUCGAGGCUGUUGAUUCAGAGAAUGCAAGCACUGACGAAGAAACCAUUUUCAGUCUCGCGGAGUGCUGCCACUAGUGGGCAGAGUAGUCUCAAUGCGGAUCCUAUGGAUGAUCUAUUGUCGUCUGAAGCAACUACAUCAGUACCAACACUAGUGACAGCAGUAUCAGUGCCAGAAGUAUCAGUAUCGGUGCCAGAAGUAUCAGUAUCGAUGCCAGACGUAUCGGUAUCAGCAGCAGAAACUUUGGCUAGAGAGCCAGAGACAUGCAUUCUGCAGCAGGAGGAGGAUGAAGGAAGCGAUGGUAGCCCAACUGCCACAGUAGAAGCGGGGCAUGAGCAUGAAGAAUCAGGUUGUAUUAUAACGCCAGCAAUUCAGGUUUUUCAAUCUGAGACGCUGGAUCAUUCCUGUAGACAAACCAUCCUAGUACCAUCUGAUUCAUCAUCAUCUUCCUUGACGUCUGAAGUGCUUCCUAUUGGCUCCAUGUCAGCCAUCAUUACUGUCUCAUAG